AUGGCCCCAAAGCGCCACGCGGCCUCAACUACCUCCGCGGCUCCCUCCGCGAUCACCACGCCCGCAGCACCAAAACUCUCGUCUGGCCCUGCCACCCUGAAGGCAAAUGCUUCCGCCGCUGAAAUUGCCCAGCAUGUCUGGCAUCAAUAUUCGUCAACCACGCCGCGGCGAACACUCCUCCUAGACGCCUUCAUGGCGUUCCUCGUGCUAGUCGGCGGCCUGCAGUUCUUGUACUGCGUUCUUGCUGGAAACUACCCCUUCAACGCGUUCCUCAGUGGUUUUGGUGCCGCCGUUGGCCAAUUCGUCUUGACGGCAAGUCUGCGCAUGCAAACUAGUGACAGUGGUGUGGGAUCAAAGCCAAGCUCCAAGGGAAAGAAUGCACGGUUUGCAGAUGAGGUUGAAGAGGGGACAGGUACUUCGCAUGAGAGGGCAUUUGCCGAUUAUAUCUUUGGAAGCCUGAUUCUACACUUCUUCUGCAUCAACUUUAUUAACUAA
Penicillium salamii is the source of this 495-nucleotide messenger RNA. The record is from the annotation of a GenBank genome assembly. Lineage: Eukaryota; Fungi; Ascomycota; Eurotiomycetes; Eurotiales; Aspergillaceae.